Messenger RNA from Eimeria maxima, 231 nucleotides. RefSeq lists its product as hypothetical. The record is from RefSeq and is a predicted model, not a curated record. Lineage: Eukaryota; Apicomplexa; Conoidasida; Eucoccidiorida; Eimeriidae. The transcript is spliced from 2 exons. Bases 1 to 231 code for a protein of 76 amino acids.
AUGCUGAGUAGGCAGCAGCAGCAGCAGCAGCCAACUGCAGCAGGAGCAGAAGAAUAUGAAGAUGCAGCAGCAGCAGCAGCAGCAGCAGCAGCAGCAGCAGCAGAUUCAGCAGAAGAAGAAGAAGAACCUGAUAUAUCUACUAGAGGACCUGCAGAAAAAGAUCUAUGUCCUCCUAGUACUCAGCCUUAUGGCAAAAUGCGGAACUGUUUGAUGGGGAUGACAAAACCCUAG